UGUGUUUUUUUCGCUAGUUGAUGCGCCUAGAAUCACGUAGUUGCAGCUGCAGACCGCCGUCAAGACAUGCACAAUACCGUUAAGAAAGCAGACUACAGCUAUUGACACACAUAUUUGGGCAAAACUUCAUUGCUUUGGCUAAAUGGUGUGCAGAUUGUUUAAUUGCACAAGAAGCACAUAGAAUGAUAGCUAAAUUAGAGAAAGAGUAAACAAUUUGGUCCGCACUUAAUUGCAUCAUGAGUAUAUAAGGCAUGCGACCUUCAUUUCGGCAUCAAAACACAACAAACGUUUCAGCAGUUGGUCAAUUUAACCAAGAAUGUGGCGUUUACUUUUAUUUUGCAUCCUAAUUGCAUCCACACAUAGCGCGCUCGAAACACCACUGUGUCCAGAUGGUGGUGAGCCGGUGUGCGCGAAGAGUGGCUUCGAAUUCAUUUACUUCGAGAACGAAUGUAAAUUGAAUGUUUUUAGCUAUAAAGAACUUUUUGCUGGCCGCCCAAGUCCCACUAGAGUGUCGCUGGUGGAGUGCUUCUCUAAUUGCGCUGGAAUCGUAUGCCCCGCAAUAUUCCAGCCAGUUUGCGCACAGCAAGUACCUGGAGGUACCGUGCAAACAGUGUCCAAUGCUUGCCUGGUGAAUCAGUUGAUUUGUCAGACGAGACAACAAUGGGUAAUCAUAGCCAAUGGGGGAUGUCCAGAUACUGCAGUACCCAACCAGAAUUACUUUGCAUCUUCCGGCAUUGAUGCUGUGCCACCAGUGGGUCCUUACUCGCCAUCGACUACCUACACGCCAACGGCUCCUUAUCCGCCAGCGGCUCCUUACUCGCCAGCUCCUGCGCCAGCACCUGCACCUGCGCCGGCCGCUGCACCAAGUUACGAGCCUCAAGCGACAUAUGAACCAACGCCAGCACCAACACCAGCAUAUUAUUCACCACAAGUGCCACCAGCACCUAUUGACCCCGUCCCGCCCACAAGCUAUAACGCUCCGGCGCCUCAAACUUGUGCAGCUGAUUACUCAGCUUUGGCACCAGAGCCAGUUCCUUCCGGUUCUUACUCUGCUCCAGCACCUGUGGAACCCGUCCCGGCCCCAAGCUAUAACGCUCUGCCGCCUAAAACUUAUGCUGCUGAUUACUCAGGUUUGGCACCAGAACCAGUUCCUUCCGGUUCUUACGCGGCACCAGCACCUGUGGAACCCGUACCGGCUCCAAGCUAUAACGCUCCGGCCCCUCAAUCGUGUGCUGCUGAUUACUCAGCUUUGGCACCAGAACCGGUUCCUGCCGGUUCUUACGCUGCACCAGCGCAAGACUCUUACGCAGCACCGAGCCAAACUUUACCGCUUGUUCCGUCACCUUACUCAUCACCAGCAGUGGCUGACUCUUAUAUAACAGCAGCAGAUCAAAGUCCAUCGCCUGGUUCCAAUUCUUAUUUAGCCACCGGUGUAGAUCCUGCUCCAUUCGCUUACCCACCUUCUGAUUAUGUUGCGGCGCCGGCGACUUUGCCAUCCGCAAACACAUGCCAAGCUUCUUACAGUCAAGAACCAGCACCAGAAUAUGCUUCAAUACCUGCAGUAGACUCAUAUGCUGCUCCAUCUUCAGCCGUAUCUUCAUCGAAUUACGCAGCACCUGCGCCAGCUUCAGCCCCAGCCACUUACGAUUCUGCUCCAUUACCUUACACAGCAUCUGAUUAUGCCUCACCUGUACAGAGCCAAGCGGCUUAUCCGGCACCAGCACCAGCCCCUGCCACAUACGAUCCUGCUCCAUUACUUUAUUCAACAUCCGAAACUAUUCCUGCUCCGGCACCACCAGCGUAUCAAAAUACUUAUCAACAAUAUCCAUCUGAUUAUGGAUCACCUGCACAGAGUCAAACUACUUAUCCUGCACCAGCACCAGUCCCUGCUUCAACUUCUUAUGGAAGCCCAGCCUCUUACGAACCAGCUCCACUUCCUUGCUCUACAUCUGAUGUUGUUACUGGUCUAACGCCAUCACCGUAUCAAGACGCCACUCAACAAUCUGCAUCUGCCUAUGCAUCACCUGCACCCAGUUCAACUGCGUAUCCUGCCCCAGCACCAGCCCCAGUUCCAGCCACUUACGAACCAGCUUUGCCGCCAUCACCUUAUCAGGACGCUCAAUCUCCAACCGUCUAUGCUUCACCUGCACCGAAUCCAACGGCUUAUCCUGCACCAGCACCAGCCCCAGCCUCAUACGAUCCUACUCCAUUACCUUGCUCUGCAUCCGAAGCAGUUCCUGCUCUGACCCCACCAGCAUAUCAGGAUUCCUAUCAACAAUCUUCAUCUGCUUAUGCAUCACCCGCACCGAGUCCAACCACUUAUCCUACACCAGCACCUGCUUCACCUUCUUAUGGAAACCGGGAUCAGUAUUCGAUAGAAACUCCAUCCUCGUGCUCAUCAUCGAGUCAAUACCCUACGGUUCCAGCCAAUCAAGCCACAGAUUCAUAUGCCGCACCUAGUCAACCGGCGUAUUCAGAUGCUAAUCCAAGCCCAGCCGCGGCGGUGCCAUCCUCCUACAGUAUUCCAGCUCCUGCUCCUUACUCAGCCUCUGAUCAAUAUACGGCACCAGAACCAAACUCUUACGGAUCCACAGACCAAAAUCCGAUACCUGGUGCCAAUACUUACACCAAUCCAAGCCCAAAUCAAUAUCAAGCCCCAGUCACAGAUCUGAGCGUAUACUCUGCUCCUACUUCAGCAUCAUCGCUGUCAGUAAGUCCCUACACUGCGGAAUAUCCAUUACCUGCUCCUGUGGCCUUACCAUCUUCAGCAACGGAUCCCGCUAAUUACUCGCCGACAUCUGCUUACUCACCGACACCAUCGCCUGCAUGUUCGUGCUCAUCAAAUCCAGCGCAAUCUGUUCCUUGGUGGCCUUCACAACCGAAAAUUGCGUCGCUUAAAUACGAUAUUCCUGCGAUUAUUGGAGGUCAACAAGAUAUUUCGGAGGCAUAUACACCAGACAUCGCUGCUUUAAUUUCGAAAUGGAUUGACAGUAAUCCCCUGAUAUCAAAGAAUGGCUUGCAGUCUCUUGCUCCCUUUUAUUAUCAGCCCACUUAUACACUCAUCGAAUAUAGAGGUUCGAAAGGUCCACGUUCAUAUUAAAAGAUGACUAAAAGGGUGACCUGAAGUUUAGCCGCAAUUAAUUUCCAAUGUGAUUCUUGUAUGAAUGUGUGCAUGUAGUUGUAAGAUUCCCCGACCCAUUGAAAU
This is a messenger RNA of Bactrocera dorsalis (oriental fruit fly), 3205 nucleotides long. RefSeq lists its product as uncharacterized. NCBI's taxonomy places the organism in Eukaryota, Metazoa, Arthropoda, Insecta, Diptera, Tephritidae. The transcript is spliced from 3 exons. Bases 317 to 3100 code for a protein of 927 amino acids. The record is from RefSeq and is a predicted model, not a curated record.